Messenger RNA from Protopolystoma xenopodis, 642 nucleotides. The record is from the annotation of a GenBank genome assembly. Lineage: Eukaryota; Metazoa; Platyhelminthes; Monogenea; Polystomatidea; Polystomatidae.
AUGCUUCAUCUUUUGCAUUUUGGUGGUUGGGGCACUGAUAAGGAGUCUUCGACCUCUACGCCUGUUCAUGAAAGUGGAUCGUCCCACGAAAUCGCGUCACUAAAAGACGACUACCGUAUUGGGCAUGACAUCCAGCAGACUCGGACCGCGGACUGGGCUGCGAAUACAGCCAAGUGCAUUGUACCAGUCCCAUUGAUUAUACCUCGUGUUACCGAAGCGUCAGUUUCAUGCUCCAACGAGCCAAUACGAAUGCCAACUUCUGGCUACAGAGGAAGCGAGCGUCGGCACCUCCGGCCGACCACCAGCAUUGACCGUCUUGCAGUGGCAAGUGCUACACAUUCCACACGUCUAAGGCCUGCUGCGGUUUUGGGGGUUGAUUUCACCGAACCGGAUGCCAAAGUCGAGUCAAUUUCAGACUCCAUCUCUAAACAGACAUCGUCAUUUAACGAGAUCCGGAAUAUAGUCAUUUUACCGAGUAUGCUUGACUCAGAUUCACCUCCUGCUCUCUUAGGCAAUGCAAGAACAAACCGAAGAUUCAGGCCAGCUACCGCAGUCGCCCGAAUAGCAGUUUCAAAAGGAUCGUUGGCUGAAGCAUCCGAUCCGGUUGAUCGAGAUGAGGCACCAGAGGCCCAAUUCACUUAA